This is a messenger RNA of Racocetra fulgida, 642 nucleotides long. The record is from the annotation of a GenBank genome assembly. NCBI's taxonomy places the organism in Eukaryota, Fungi, Glomeromycota, Glomeromycetes, Diversisporales, Gigasporaceae.
AUGAUGCUGAAGAUUAAGGCAGCCCAGAGUGAAAGAAAUCGUUUGUCAAUGCUUCUUGCCGAAUAUAUUGAUGAUGUUGUAGUAAGCCAAAAUGUCUGUGCAAUCAAGUCAUGCAAAGAUUCACUUUGGCUUCUAGCAACAGAAUUAUUGUCUGCUUUUGAUUAUCCAGAUCCUACAACACACUUUAUGUUCGAAGAUGCUCCAGAAAUUAGUGAAGAUGGUAUUAAAAAUAUUCUUUCUUUUUAUGAGUUUGGAAAAUCAUGUUUUCAACAGGUACUUGCGGAAGAUGUAUACAAGACCGAAAUUCCAGCUCCUGGACAUAGUUUACGAAAUAUAAAUUCCUAUAGCUAUGCUAAACUUGAUAUUAUAAAAAAGCAAAAAAAUAAAAACAAAGGUAAAAAUUCUAUGCGAAUUCAAGAAGAUGUUUCAACAUCACAUCAAAUGCCAUUACCUUCUGAGGCUAACCUUCCAAAACAGACCCGUCAUACUACAACUGAUGCAGAAAAACAAAUACUUGCCAAAUUAUUUCAAGCUGAAGAAGGAAUGCCUGAAACCAUAAUUCCAAUAAUUGUGACAGAACUUCAAACUGUAUCUUUAGAUUGGACAAAAGAAAGAGUCAAACAAUAUUAUAAAAAUAACUAG